This is a messenger RNA of Sus scrofa (pig), 2973 nucleotides long. The record is from RefSeq and is a predicted model, not a curated record. NCBI's taxonomy places the organism in Eukaryota, Metazoa, Chordata, Mammalia, Artiodactyla, Suidae.
CUUUGGGGGGACCAACCUGCCCCUCCAGGAGGUCCCCAGCACCCCCCCUCUGUUCUCCUCAUGGGUUGGCUCUGACCCAGCCUCCUUUCCGGGAGUCUGCCUCUGGAGCUGAACGGGCUUGCCCUUAAAAACCCUGGUUUUCUCAUUCUCAGCUGCGUUCUAGAUCACCUGCCAGUACUGAUCCCCGCCCUCCACAUUGUCUCGAGUUAGCUUUGUCCUGCUUCCAUCGAGGAACCACGACGGACAUACAUUUGGCAGAAGGGGGAAAUGGCAGGCCGCGGGGGACGGGGGCUCGGGGACAAGUUCUCACCCGAGAAGGGAGAGGUUCCCAAAGUCCUGGCAUCCGUCUCCACUGGCGGGGUCGGGGGGUGGUCUCUGAGCCCCGUGGACGAGGGACCAGGGGCUGCAGGCCACUCUUGGCAGCUGUGGACAGUAGAGAGGGGCGCACGGCCCUGCAGUCCUUACCCGGCCACAGUGCGCUGCCCUGCUCUGAGACUCCGCGCCCGCGGCCGUGGGCAGAAACACUGGGAAACCAGACUGAGAGGCUGAGCCUGCAGGGCUGCUGAACUGAACUGGCGCUGGCUGGAUUUGCAGUCGCCACAGCUCAAGGAAGGCAUUCAUUGGAAAAGCCUGGAAGCCGUGGCCUGAAGGUCAGUGUGUGGGCACCAGGAGGCCUGGGAAGCCCCCGCUGGAGGGGAUGUUGGUGGAACCAGACUCCGAGGACCCUCAGCCAAGAAGUUGCCCUCCAGGCAAUGAGCUGACCUUGACCGGCUCAGCACCCUUGGGGAGCACCACGUAGAUCCAGACCUGCUUGGGGCCCUGGGUUGAAGCAGCCGCUGGCAGCUCCACUGAAUGCCCUCCCCUGGGGGGCAGAGAGGGCUUUGCCCCUGCCCCCUCCCACCGCACCCCGCUGGCUGCAACCCGGCUGGGUCCUGGAGCCGCCCUGUCUUCAUCUGUGAAAUGGGAGUUGUGGCCCCAUCACACCGGGAGUUCCUCUUCCAGAUGCUGAACUUCCUGAUCUAUGUCGUCAGCUCCGUCUUCUGCGGACACCUGGGCAAGGUGGAGCUGGCAGCAGUGACCCUCUCGGUGGCCUUUGUCAAUGUCUGUGGUGUGUCCAUUGGAUUCGGCCUGUCCUCGGCCUGUGACACCUUGAUGUCCCAGAGCUUCGGCAGCCCCAACAAGAAGCACGUGGGGGUCAUCCUGCAGCGGGGCGCCCUGGUCCUGCUGCUCUGCUGCCUCCCCUGCUGGGCACUCUUCCUCAACACCGAGCACAUCCUGCUGCUCUUCAGGCAGGACCCGGCCGUGUCCAGGCUGGCCCAGGACUACGUGCAGAUUUUCAUCCCUGCACUCCCGGCGAAUUUUCUUUACUGCCUGCUGGCAAAAUAUUUACAAAACCAGGGUGUCGUCUGGCCCCAAGUUCUCAGUGGCAUCGUGGGCAACUGCGUGAACGGCCUGGCCAACUACAUCCUGGUGUCCACGCUGGGCCAGGGGGUCAGGGGCUCGGCCUACGCCAACACCAUCUCCCAGUUGAUGCAGACACUUUUCCUCCUGCUCUACAUUGUGCUGAGGAAGCUGCACGUGGACACGUGGGGAGGCUGGUCCUGCCAGUGCCUGCAGGACUGGGGCCCCUUCUUCUCGCUGGCCGUCCCCAGCAUGCUCAUGACCUGCAUCGAGUGGUGGGCCUACGAGAUCGGGAGCUUCCUCAUGGGGCUGCUCAGCGUGCUGGACCUCUCUGCCCAGGCCAUCAUCUACGAGGUGGCCACUGUCACCUACAUGAUUCCCAUGGGACUCAGCAUCGCGGUCUGUGUCCGCGUGGGGACGGCUCUGGGAGCUGCAGACACGGUGCAGGCCAAGCGAUCGGCCGUCUCAGGCAUGCUCUGCACGGUUGGUGCCGCGAUGGUCGUGGGCGCCCUGCUGAGCAUCCUGAGGAAUAAACUGGGCCACAUCUUCACCCAUGACGAGGAAGUGGUCGCCCUGGUCAACAAGGCCCUGCCGCUUUAUAUCGUCUUCCACCUGUUUGAGGCCACCUGCGUGAGUCCCACUGUCACACACACUUGCUCCCCGCCAGGACCCCUCCCUGAGGCAGUGCAGGGACACACGGAAGGGGCCACCACGGGGAUGUGUCUACGGCGGGGUCCUCCGAGGAACCGGCAGGCAGGCUUUCGGGGCCAUUGUCAACGCCAUCAUGUACUACGCCGUCGGCCUCCCGCUGGGCAUCGUGCUGACCUUUGUGGUCAGGAUGGGCAUUCUGGGCCUCUGGCUGGGCAUGCUGGCCUGCGCCCUGCUGGCCGCUGUCGCCUUUGUCACCUACACGGCGCGGAUGGACUGGAAGCAGGCUGCAGAGGAGGCUCAGAAAAACGUGGGGCUGCCGCCGAGGAGCACCGAGAGCACGGCCCCCAGGCCCGGGCCCGAGAAAGUGGUCACGUCUUCAGUGGCCACAGGCAGCCCUCCUGGCGUGACCCUGACGACAUACUCCAGGCCCGAGUGCCACCUGGCCCUCUCGGGGACUCCAGAGGCAGCGCAGGCUCUGCCGGCUCCUUCCAGCAGACUGUCAGCCACGCAGCUGGCCCUGCGCCGCGGGGCUGCCCUGGGGGUGGCGGUAGCCACGCUGCUGGCCGGGCUGCUCAUCAGGGUCCUGAUAGCCAGGCCCUAGCCCGACAGCUGGACACAGGAAGGAGGCGAGGGCAGGCGCCCACCCAUCAGAGCACCGAUGGGACCCGGGAGCGGGGGGCGCCUGGGGCCACCCCCAAAACCAGGCCUCCCUGCAGGGACGCCUCUGGGACAGGGACUCGGCUUCGCGGCAGAUCGCCUGGUCCUCUGACUCGGACUGCUCUUCAGACGACACCAGCCAGUUGAGCGAUGGCCCUCGGGUGUCGCUACUGUUACUCAGUAAUGUAAAUGGUUUCAGACGGGAGAUUUCGAAUCAAAAUUGCAAACGUGGCUGUAACAUUAAAAAGUACGUGUUUCUAGGCA